AGCUAGAGUUAACAAACUAAAAGAGUUAAACGAGCCAAAUUGGAACCGGUUCAAGAACUGCUUUCGGAUUUUUGAGUUUAAAACAAGAACUGCUUUCGGAUUGUGUCGUUCGCAGACUCUGCAGAUUCCACAAUCUAAAGCCCUAAUUUCGUAAAACCAAAAGUAUUGAUUUGAACCCCAAAUGUCCGGAGAACAGCAACAAUUAGAUAUCACCAGCUCCUUUUCUACCCCUAACCCUAACUCUCCUCACGCUGAUGCCUCAAUCUCAAUGUACGAGGAUUCGCAUGGAUUCGAUGGGUUGGGAGCCCGACCCGCAUUUGAGCUUGACAGAGCUGCAGGGCCACAGAGUGGGAUGAUUCCACAGACUACUGAUUCAACUACAUACGAACAUCAUGUUGCGAAUGAUGCGAUAGUAACAACAAGAAGUCAGCCCAAAAGCAUCCAGUCUAUGCAAUGCGAGGUAUGCAAUGUUACUUGUGACACUAAAGACGUACUUGAGAAACACAAACAAGGUAAAAAACACUUGAAGAAUAUGCAAAAACUUGCCAUUUCAUCUGUCAUUUCACCAAAAAUGCCACCACCAACACCAACACCCACACCCACUGCAAGUGAAACUUCAGUAGGAGAAUUGGAGAAUAACAAGCACAAGUUAUUGCAAAAUGGAGCAUCAGUUGAUAAAUUGCUCUACUGUGAAACUUGCAAUGCGGUAUGCAAUAAUCAAAAUGCCUUUCAGGCUCAUCUCGCUGGUAAAAAGCAUUCUGCAAAGGCAAUGAUGCAGCUUGUGGUUACGAAUGGGGUCGUUAACACCACAUCAGAAUCAGACCCUAAGGGUCCUACUCCUGAGCCUGAGGCUCAAACCAAUAAUAAUCCCAACCCCAUACAGUGUCAACUCUGCAAAAUAAGCUGCUCCAGCAUUGAAGUCUUCAACACACACAUGUCAGGGAAGAAACACCUCAAGAAACUUAAAGAAUCAGGCCAAAUACCGGAUCCUUCCUUGACCCUUAUCAAUUCACAACAAGGUAAACCCGUGUGGUGUGAACUUUGUGGGAUCAGUUGCGACACAUACGAUGUGUUCAAAACCCACCUAUCAGGAAAGAAACACAAAAAGAAUUUGGAGAAAUCAGAAAAACCAGUAGAAGGAGGAGGGAUGUUGCGAAAUGAAGAGGGUAAAGUUGUAAAUGUGGAUGGAAAUGGAAAUGGAAGUAACAGGAAGACAAAGAGAGUGGGAGGUGAUGAGGAUAUGGAGGCAAAGAGGCAGAAGAUUUUGCAAGGAGGAGGAGCAUUGGAUGCUUUAAGGAUUUGUACGGUGUGCAAUGUUGUUUGUAGCAGCCCUACUGUGUAUGAUUCUCAUGUUGCUGGUAGGAAGCAUGCUGCAAAUGCAAUGCUUGUCAAACAGGCAGAAACCGAUCAAAUCUGAAUGUGUAGUUAUUUUUGUAGAUAUAUAUUGUGAAUUUGAGAUGAAUGAAUCUUGGAUAGUUUUUGGACUAGGAAAAUAGUUAUGAUGAUCAUAUUAAUAGUGGUUGGGUUGUGGUGUUUUCUCAUUAUUGAUGCAAACCCU
This is a messenger RNA of Lactuca virosa, 1558 nucleotides long. NCBI's taxonomy places the organism in Eukaryota, Viridiplantae, Streptophyta, Magnoliopsida, Asterales, Asteraceae. The record is from the annotation of a GenBank genome assembly.